CACACUUUGGCACAUCAUAUCUCGAAACAGAAAUCCGAUAUUUUAAUUAUAUAUUCAUACGAUUGAGUUCCUUGAUUAUCAAAAUAGUGUGAAAAGAAGAACUAGAAGUUGAUGGAGAACGAAGAUCAUAGAGGAAGAAGAGAGAACAAAUAUCGAGGCAUACGAAGACGACCAUGGGGAAAAUAUGCUGCGGAGAUACGUGAUCCUAACAGGAAUGGUGCACGUCUUUGGCUAGGUACUUUUGAAACAGCUGAAGAGGCGGCCAGAGCUUAUGAUCGGGCCGCCUUUUCUCUAAGGGGCCAUCAGGCCAUCCUCAACUUUCCUAACGAUGGACAUUAUCAUAUCAAUAAUAGUACUAAUGUACCUCUUGGUCCUGAGCCAAGCUACGCGCCAUCAACGACAGGGAGCAUGCACAUGUCGUCUUCUUCUGCUUCUGGUUGUUCUGAUCAUCGACAAGAGAAUGUGGGGCAUGAUCAUGAAGAGAAGGUUGAAUUUGAGUAUUUGGAUAGCAAUCUUCUGGACGAGCUUCUUGGCUCACAAGUUCAUCGCCAGGCUAAUAAACGUCCCAAGUUUUUGGUUGUUUCGAAAAGCUUGAUCCCAUGUUCUCAUUAAUUUGUUAGUUAACAUUUUCUUGUUUUGCUAUUUCCAAUUCCUUUAAUCUUUUCUAUUUAGUUUUAUGUCCAACUUGCUUUAGUUUGCUAUGUCUGUUGUAUUUUCGUCAUCCUCUUUUAUUUCUUUCUUUGUAUUCACAUGUUAAUUAACAGGAGAUCUAAUCCAGAUGUUUUGACAGACAUAUAAUAGCACAUAAUUGAUAACUCCUCUUUUUAUUCUUCUAAGCAUCUCUUAAUUUAAGGAGGCAUACUUUUCUCUGUGUCCAAAUUGAAAAAGAAAUUAAAAUGGCAGACUUUGUAGUUUGUUUAUGGAGCCUUAAUUUAUUAUCCCAAGUACAAUUAUAAGUAUAUAAUUAUCUCUCAGCUGGUUUUUAAUAAUUGGUACCACGAUGUUUCUCCAGUAAAGUUUGUACAGGAAUUUAAAUAUUGCACGAAGUAACUA
Messenger RNA from Capsicum annuum, 1053 nucleotides. Its product is annotated as ethylene-responsive transcription factor ERF098. Gene Ontology annotation, biological process: ethylene-activated signaling pathway; regulation of DNA-templated transcription. Bases 112 to 612 code for a protein of 166 amino acids. Gene Ontology annotation, molecular function: DNA-binding transcription factor activity; DNA binding. The record is from RefSeq and is a predicted model, not a curated record. Lineage: Eukaryota; Viridiplantae; Streptophyta; Magnoliopsida; Solanales; Solanaceae. The transcript has a single exon.